This is a messenger RNA of Entelurus aequoreus (snake pipefish), 8257 nucleotides long. RefSeq names its product Rho GTPase activating protein 32a (gene arhgap32a). Lineage: Eukaryota; Metazoa; Chordata; Actinopteri; Syngnathiformes; Syngnathidae. Gene Ontology annotation, biological process: small GTPase-mediated signal transduction. Gene Ontology annotation, molecular function: phosphatidylinositol binding; GTPase activator activity; protein binding. Gene Ontology annotation, cellular component: Golgi apparatus; cell cortex; nucleoplasm. The record is from RefSeq and is a predicted model, not a curated record.
CGGAAGUAGCUGUCCCAGCCACUUUUAAUGUAGCUAACAUUAAUUUUUCGUACAUUACUUUUUCUAACGAUUAAUGAGACAUUAGUGCAGUUCUAAACAUCGAAAUGGUUAUAUAAUUAUACGUUUGGGUCACUUUUGUUCAAGAAUUAACGAAAAAUAUUCCUUUUUUGGGGGGGUAAGUAAUAGUGUUAGCUCUGCCGCCCACCUACUCACACACAUUACGUAACCGUGCGCGCUCCCGCGUAAAGAUGGUGGCGCUUGUUACGUGUCGUUAGGAACCCACGCCUUUUACUCCUCCACGCCGGGAGUCCUUGGCAGUAGUCAGCCGGCGUGUGGGAGCCACCUGUGCCCGCCAGCCUCCUCCAUCGCGGCGCGAGCAGCGGAGGCGGCGCCGUGCGCGCUCCCGACCCAGGCGCGCCGGAGAGCGAGUGCGCGGGCACAGUGCAGGGAGAGGAGCCUCGGAAGUGUGCUAACCGGAUGUGGGGGCAGUGCCAUGCCGACGACAUGCUCUUGGAUCCAGAGGAGCGGCUGCCUUCGGCGGCUUAUUAGACCGGCAGAGGACACCCGCAGCAGGGAACAGACGUGGGUUGAAAAGAGAAGAAGAGCGUGGCCAAGGACCGCGGUCCGUUUGGAAGAAGUCCAAAAAACUGUCGAGAGAAUCAACAGCGAGAUGACGCAACCAAACUUGAUAGUUGAUACCGGUACUCGAUUGGCUGUUUAGCGUGUCCCGCCCAUUGCUCACUGACCGCUCCAAAGGCAACGUGCGGUUGCAGAACAACAGCAUCAUGGAGGCGGGCUGCGUGGUUGCCGCGGUGAUCGAGAACGCUGCCUCAGGACCCCGGGGGGAACCAGGAAGUAGUCAUGUCCUUGAGGGAGACGUGGCACCAUUCAGUCACUUGAACAAAGGCGAUGUCUUACCUCAAGCUACCGGCAGCAGUCCUGCAGAUGAGAGACAACCACAGGAGAUACAGGUAAGGAGCAAUGACAUCACAGAGCGUGCGGCCGAGCCCCUACUGAGGUCCUGCGUCAGCACAGCGAGCAUGAAGGUCAAGAACGUGAAGAAGCUGACGUUCCCCAGAGGUCACUUUCCCCGCCUGGAAGACUGCGCCCAUUUCCACUAUGAGACUGUUGACUUUGGGAACGUUGAGCUGGCCUUUGCAGAGGGGCAAAGUGAAGGACCAAAGGCGGGACAGGACUCCAAAGAACUGCUCUUUCUUGUCCAGAUCACCUGCCAGGCGCGAAACUGGAUGGUGAAGAGAUCCUAUGAGGUUCGUGUGCUGGACAAACAUCUGCACUUGUGCAUCUACGACCGCCGCUACUCGCAACUCACCGAGCUGCCAAAAUACGACCCAGUGAGGGACACAGCUGAGUCAGUAACCAAGAUGUUGGCCACCUACUUGUCCCGCUUCUCAGCCAUCGCUGACAACAAGAUCAACUGUGGUCCAGUUUUAACAUGGAUGGAGAUCGACAACAAGGGCAACCAUCUUCUGGUGUCUGAGGAGGCGUCCAUCAAUGUCCCCGCAAUCGCUGCCGCCCACGUUACGAAACGCUACACAGCUCAAGCUACCGACGAGUUGACUUUCGAGGUGGGGGACAUUGUGUCCGUCAUCGACAUGCCUCCCAUAGAGGACACCGGCUGGUGGAGAGGGAAACAUGGCUUUCAGGUGGGUUUCUUCCCAUGUGACUGUGUCGAGCUGAUAAACGACAAGAUCCCUCCCAGUGUUGAAAGCUCAGUGCCCAAACCAGUGUGUAAGAAGCACGGAAAGCUAGUUACUUUCUUGAGGUCCUUUAUGAAGUCGAGACCGCCGCCGCAGAAGCUACGCCAGCGUGGAAUCCUCCGGGAGCGAGUGUUUGGCUGCGACCUGGGCGAACACCUUCACAACUCCCAGCACGAAGUCCCUCAAGUUGUUAAGAGCUGCGCUGAGUUCAUCGAGAAGCAUGGGGUUGUGGAUGGAAUCUACAGGCUGUCUGGGAUCUCGUCCAACAUCCAGAAACUCAGACACGAGUUUGACUCCGAGCAGAUCCCCGACCUGAGCCGAGACGUCUUCAGACAGGACAUCCAUUCGGUGGGCUCCCUCUGCAAGCUGUACUUCCGAGAGCUCCCCAACCCUCUGCUCACCUACCAGCUGUACGACAAGUUCUCAGAGGCUGUGUCUGCACCCACGGAUGAAGAGAGACUGGUUAAAAUCCACAACGUCAUCCAGCAGCUGCCUCCUCCACAUUACAGGACGCUGGAGCACCUCAUGAGACAUCUCUCCCGCCUGGCCACAUUCAGCUCGGUCACCAACAUGCACACUAAAAAUCUGGCCAUCGUCUGGGCGCCAAACCUGCUCAGGUCCAGACAAAUCGAGUCGGCGUGUUUCAGCGGCACGGCGGCCUUUAUGGAGGUGCGCAUCCAGUCCGUUGUAGUAGAGUUCAUCCUCAACAACACGGAGGCGCUCUUCAGCUCCAAACUCAACGCCAUCAUACGGGAAAGCACCGGUAACAGCACCUUAUCGAGACCCAAGUCUCUGCUGGUCUGCUCGCCGUCCACAAAGUUACUGUCUCUGGAGGAGGCCCAAGCACGCAGUCAGGCCCAGCUGAACUCCCCUGCCACCACCCCGUGCCUCACCCACAGUGACUACAUAGAGGUGGGGGAAGGACCCGGAGCGCUGCUGGGCAAGUUCCAUACGGUCAUCGAGAUCCCGCUAGAAAGUGUCAAACGGGCUCCUUCUAAGACCAAGAAGUCUCCCGUGGGAAACUGGCUGUCCUUCUUCCACCUGGGCAAGUCCAACUCUGUGUCCAAGCGUAAACUAAAGCGACAUCCCAGUGAGCCCAACGAGAUAAAGAGCAUCGCACUGCCAGGAGGGAGAGGUGACAGCGGUACGUUGCGUUCCACUAAAAGUGAAGAAUCUCUCAACUCUUUGCAUAAUAUGGAAGGAGAGCCUCCAAAGUACCACCACCUCCGCCCUCGUUCCACAAGUGAGGCCAUUUCUGCAUCGACUCGAGGAGACUUGUGCAGGAGCAUCAGAAAACUCCCUUUCAGUCCCAACGGUGAAGACGGCGCCGCUGUUUCAACUCCGCACCAGGAGGACGACAUUGACCUCCGGCCGCCGGCUGCUGGCAUCUCCACCCUGGACUUUGACCCCAUGUCCUUCCAGUGCAGCCUGGCCUCGGCGACGCCCCAGCAUCAACGCGGCAAAGUGAGAAACAGCGCCGGGUGUUCCAGCGAAUCGGAUCCCGUCACCUCUCCGGACAACAUCAACAGUCCUCUGUCUCCAGAGCUUAGCCCUCCUUUUACGAAAGCGCUGACGUCUGACGGGCCUUUGGCAGAUGGGAAGGACUCCCGAGCGCCUUACCGACAUUACAACCCGCUCAGCGCGGCGAGCCAAGCCUCGGCCAUGACGGAGUCUACACAGAACCUGCCUGAUCCAGGAACAGAUAGACUCAUGAGUUCAGUGUCUAUUCUCCCUCCUCACCCCUCCCCGACGAGCGCCGCACGCAAGUUGGCCUUGGCGCUGGCCGAGUCGGCGCAGAAGGCCAGCCGCGGCUCCCAGAGACAAAGAAGCCACCGGGCUCAUCCCCUCCAAAGACAGGAAGCUCAGGACAGACCCCCUCGGCCCUCUGCCCUGGAUCUCAACGUCUACACGCAGCGGUGGGUGCCGGAGGACAGCUUCCGUGCCUUCCAAUUCCUGCCCGCACACGCCUACUCGCAGCCGCCGCAGAACAGUCCGUGUAAUUUCACUCCUAAUGUCAGCCCGCUGGGGUCCGGGAGCUUGGAUGAGGGCAGUGCAGAAAGGAGGGGUUUUGAUGUCACACCAGAAGGACCCACCUACCACAGUGUGGGCGUGUCGACACCGACCGAGCCUGUCUGCUCCGCCCACAGCCCCAUAGCCUCUCCCAUAUACGCCAACACGGACACCAUCGAUGUCUUUAAUUUCCGCGCGGUCCUUGCCGAGACCGCCAUGCCCGCCUCGAUCGAGGAAGUCCUUCCGCGGCCGUUCCAGUCCCCGUCAGCCCACCGCUACGGUGACGUCUACCGCAAUCUCCAUCGUCAGCACGUUCAACCCGCCAAGAUGUUUAGGUACCCUCAGCCCGUCGCUUUGCCCCGUCACGUCUUGGGACCGAGACACGUGUACAGGCAGUCCUCGGAGAACCGCUACAGCUCCUCAGGCUUAGGCCUCCCUCUCUCACCCCAGUACAGACACUACCAGCGAGGGGAGCACCUUAUGGGUGCCAGACAGCGACCACAGAGCCCCUGGCCGAGGUCAGAUGACGGACUUGCCCCGCACCCCGCCAUCAGGAGGGCUCGCUCCUUCCACGCCCCGCAGAUCAGUCGCUACGAGUUAGACGCCAUGUUGCCUGGCGCCAUGUUUUUUUCCGAGCAGGAGGCGCCCUACCAGAGGCCGCUUCACUUUGAGGAUGUGCUACCCAACAACCCCUACUCGGACCUGAGCCCCGGCGACGUGCCCCGUUAUCCUUUAGAUCCCUUCCAAUGCGGCAGUAUUCGCCAAAAUCAGCCUUACAGGACGCCGCCCGCGAAGGAAAGUGUGGGAUUCUACCACUACUCUCCUCGCCACGGCCGCCCCCAAGACGUGGGGCUGUAUGUGGAAAGGGUUGCCUGUCAGAAGCCGGGGAACGAAAGUGGGCGUAAAAACACGUACUCGUCGCCAUCGCCCUACAACAGUCCCGUCUCUCCGGCGGACUCGACGGGAAGGGAGAUCAUGCACAUAAGGAGCAAGUCGGAUCCUGGAAACGGGAUCCUGUCUGCAGACAGAAGGGAAAGCCAAACAGCCGUAAAGGCUACAUCGCCAGGGUCCCACCUGGGGGAGCACGAAAUCGCCCGACCGUCGGCGAAGCCAGGGCCGCCCCGGCGCGUCGUCAAAAGCAGCGCCCCGCAGCAGGCGCCGCUCCGUAAAAUCCCGUCGCUUCCCGAGAGGAGCUUCGCUAAACUGGCGCAGCACGGCGACGGUAGCCAAACACGCGGCCACAAGCCGGAUCAGCCACAGACGGCCGGCGGUGGCGGCGGCGGCUACAGAGCGCCGACGAGAGCCGACGUCCUCAGGAGACCCGAGCGCUCGCACAGCACGAGAGAAAGUCGCCACCAUCACGCCAAAUCGCCGCGGGAUGGCGAACACGCCGGGUCCUUUUCCACCCAGCCCAACAGAAGGACUCAGAGCACUAAAGUCAGGCCCACACAAAAUGACCACAUGCUGGGGGGAUACCACGCCGCUCCCAGGCCUAAACCCACAAGAGCCAGUAAAGCCGGGCCAGGCUACUCGCCCGGACGGGAUGAGGGCGCCCCCCACGGACACAGAUUGAUGUCCAAGGCUGUGGCUCAGGAAGCUUUUUAUCAUUCCGCAGUAAGAACUCAAGCUGGAGUCCGUGAGUGACGACUCUUUUAUUUUUUUAAUGCGAGUCCACACUGGGGCCAAAGGAGAAGAGCACUUUAUCCUCUGCCAGACCAUCAGACUGUUUCACUCAAAGUCUUUAUUGUAAACCUUCAGGAGCUGCUAGGUCGUGUCACCUUCACCAAUGAUUCUUUCCUGUAAGGGAUCAAAAAAAACAAAAUCACAAGGGAAUACAAGGUACACUUUUAUCAUUUUGGAUGUUUAAGUAUGCUUAAGAAUGUGUAUGGAGUAACUUUAAAAAGAUAGCACGGUAUGGGCCUGAUCUACUAACACGUAUUAAAACGUGCAAACUUGAUAGCGUACGCAAAUCUACUAAACUGGUGGUCUUUUAAGUGAGUAAAAUAAGGAGAUCCAUUUAGCGUCUGUCCAUUUAGAAUAUAACACACACACAAUACUGGAAAAAAAUACUUUUAUAAUCAUUUAGGCAAGGUAAGUUUAUGUAUGGAGCACAAUUCGUACACAAGGCAGUUCAAAAUGCUUUACAGAAAAUUACAAGAAGGCAAAAAUCAAAAUAAUAAAACAAUCAUAAUUCAAAUCAAUCAAAUAGGGUAUUUUAAAAUACUUUCAGUUGUCAUACAAACAAUUAAAUCUGUGUUUUCAGCCUGGAUUUGAACAUUGCCAUCUUCUGGUAGACUAUUCCAGAUUUCCAGUGUGACUUAGCAAGACUAAAAACUAGAGAUGUCCAAUAAUGUCCGAUAAAUGCUUCAAAAUGUAAUAUCGGAAAUUAUCGGUAUCGGUUUCAAAAAGUAAAAUGUAUGACUUUUUAAAACGCCGCUGUGUACACGGACGUAGGGAGAAGUACAGAGCGCCAAUAAACCUUAAAGGCACUGCCUUUGCGUGCCGGCCCAAUCACAUAAUAUCUACGGCUUUUCACACACACAAGUGAAUGCAAGGCAUACUUGGUCAACAGCCAUACAGGUCACACUGAGGGUGUACCGUAUAAACAACUUUAACACUGUUACAAAUGUGCGCCACACUGUGAACCCACACCAAACAAGAAUGACAAACACAUUUCGGGAGAACAUCCGCACCGUAACACAACAUAAGCACAACAGAACAAAUACCCAGAACCCCUUGCAGCACUAACUCUUCCAGAGCAUGUCCCAAAUUCCAAGCUGCUGUUUUGAGGCAUGUUUAAAAAAAAUAAUGCACUUUGUGACUUCAAUAAUAAAUAUGGCAGUGCCAUGUUGGCAUUGUUUUCCAUAACUUGAGUUGAUUUAUUUUGGAAAACCUUGUUACAUUGUUUAAUGCAUCCAGCGGGGCAUCACAACAAAAUGAGGCAUAAUAAUGUAUUAAUUCCACGACUGUAUAUAUCAGUAUCGGUUGAUAUCGGAAUCUGUAAUUAAGAGUUGGACAAUAUCGGAAUAUCGGAUAUCGGCAAAAAAGCCAUUAUCGGACAUCUCUACUAAAAAUGUAACUGCGGGAGCUGUUUUGCGUCUGUAUUUAGUUUGUCUAAAAAGGACGUGCAAACUGGCAGUUGUAAUAAUAAUAAUAAUAAUAAAUACUUUUAUUUGUAAAAGCAUUUUACAUUGAACAAACAACCUCAAAGUGCUACAGUGCAUUUAAAAAACAACAACGCUAGAACUACAAACAGCUGCUAGUAGCUGGCAGUUGUGCAGGAAUAGCUGUCAGAAAAGAGGCAAGCGUGCUGCAACAUUUAUUUAGAAGGAAUUCAAUUGAUGCUUUUUUCCAUAUAUACACUGUAUAUGAAAAAAACCCUUGCACUAUGCAUUUUUUUGUUCCAGGAACAUUCCAGCCUCUCCCAAUAGCGCACAAAAUAAAAGAGUUGCACUGCAUGACUUCUUCUAAAAUGCCCAUAAAGAGCGGUACACGAAGGUUUUUUGCAUGUUUUGAACACGAAUUUGCAGUAAAUGAGCGUCUCCAUGGUGAAAAGCCGCGUAGCACAAGCCAAAACCUCAUUUAAAUAAGGCAGUGUACGCCAGUUACACGCAGUCUUAGUAGAUCACACGCAACACACCCACUAAUCGUAGACGCAAUUUUAUAGUUUGCACAUGGUAUUUGUAUCUUAGUAGGUCAGGCCCUUAGUUUUGUAUGAGGACACACAGCUAACAUGUGUACUGUACAUUGUGCCACACUAUCAUUGCAGUCUGCUCCGCCUCCAAGCACUUUUGACCAGUCUUAAUAAUGGAUCCACCUGACGUACACCAAAACCUCUUGAUACAGUAUAAAAAAAACAGUUUAUAUUUUUCUGCGUGAAACCGCUUGCUGACUUGGAAAUGUUGUGAAAUGUGUAACAAAAAAAAACAAAACAAAAAAAAGGACUUUUCAAGGAGUGAAACGGGAAUGAACCUCAUUGUAAUCGCUGACUUUGGUUUCAGUCCAUGUUUUAAAAUGCAAUGAAAUGGUUAAUAUAAUGCUACCUUACACAUUUUAUUUACGCAGCUCGCCCUGUGAGAAGACUAUAUUUUGUACGCCGGUGUUGUUUUGUCAAAAAUACUAAUAUUAUUCUUUUUGGAGAGCAAUGUUGUGUUUGACAUAAAUUAUUCUGAUGUUUUACUCAUUAAGUUAUGUUGAUAGUUAUUCUAACAAGACAUGUUCAGUACAUUCAUUUAGUGGUUGUCUUAAAGAGAAUAAAUAUAUUAGCAUACUAGUUUGGUCGAUUUGUUCAUUAAUCUCACCAGGAGGUUAGAUGGGGGGCCACAUGGAGACAAAUCUACUCCCAAGUGGGCCGGACUGGUAAAAUCACGGCACGAUAACUUAAAAACAAAGACAACUUCGGAUUGUUUUCUUUGUUUAAAAGCAGAACAAGCACAUUGUGAAAAUGUACAAAUCAUAACGUUGUUGGGUUAUUUUUUACACUUACGUUUAAUCAUUUAUUUGUCGUUAUUUAUAUUUUCUGAAUAAAU